GGAAAUGUGGUUGUUGGGUUGCUAGUUUCACUGAGCCAUGCUGUUAAAGUCGAGAGAUUUGGAUGAUUUAUUCUAGAUAAUUUCUUUUGGGAUGUUAUUGAAAGGUAAAAGGGGGAUGGGUUGAGUUGACAAAAGGAAUGCAUAAUACAAAGUGGAGCAAUGAAAUUGAGUGUUACAUAGAUGAUUGAAGUUUCGUCUCUGAGAUAGAAAGCAUAUGUACUGCUAAACAAAUGAUAUGUUCUGUGAAAAGUUUAUCGGAUAAAAUUACUGAAGUACAAACAUGUUUCACAGCCAAUAGUUGAAAGGUUCAGGGUACACCUCUGGGCUUUGACUGCAUAAAUCUUGAUCUCACAAGACCUUUGCCAUUUGUGCGGGUCUGUCUUAUAUUUUUGUGCCUCGGAAAAAUUCGUUAAGCUAGGAUAAUGGACAUGCAAGCGCAAGUGCACUUGGGAGAAAAUGGAGUAAUUAACGUUGAUGAAGAAGCAUAUAAUGGAGAUGAUGGACAAACUGAAAGUUUCCAAACUUUGGUCAAGGAUAUGAUUGAUUGGUUGAAUGAGCAACUUCCUGAUAUGGAUGUGCCGGCAGACUCUUCACUUGAGGACUUACGUGUUUGUUUGCAAGAUGGAACUGCAUUAUGUAAUUUGUUAAAUGCACUGAGCCCUGGAGCAGUUAAUAUGGAUGGUAGUUCAGAGCCCCAGCAAGCAAUUGAAUUUUUUUUGUCAACGUUGGACAAAAUGUCCUUGUCUCGAUUCGAUGUUUCAGAUUUAGAACAGGGAUCGAUGGUCAAAGUGUUGAAGUGCCUGCAGGGGAUUAAAAGUAAUUUGAGCUGUAACACUGACAGGGAAACUGCUCAUAAUCAUGUGAGAAGGAGAUGGAAUGUGCCUGAGGUGGAAGGUUUGGAUGGGACUGAUUGUUCCCAAGUGGAUUCACACAAUUCUGCAAAGUUUGGACCAGAAAAACGGAGGAAUUCGUGGGAAUCUAAAUUUCAAACUGUCUUUCGCAGUACUACUUUAUCAGGCAACCUUGGUCCUGAUGUCAAGAUCUCAGAAUUGGUGAAGUGGAACAGCUUAGAUAAAGCUCCUAUGCAGUUGCUGUUUAGCAUGGUGGACAGGGUAUUGGAUGAAAGUCUAGAAAGGAGGAGCGGGGAUGUACCUCAUCGUGUGGCUUGCCUUUUGAAGAAACUUGUACGAGAGAUUGAGCGUCGGGUGUCAAAUCAAGCAGAUAAAAUAAAAAAUCAAAAUAAUCUCUGCAAGGUUCGUGAAGGCAAGUAUCAGUCAAAAGUGAGAGCCCUUGAGACGCUUGUUGUUGGGGCAGCUGGAGAAAGCGAGGUUGCUGUAAACCAUCUUCGGCAAAUAAAGCACUUCAGGAAUCUUAUUGCUUUACAAUUCGCGAGGUUGCCGCUUGCCGCCCAAACGGAGAAGAUUAAAUUAGAAGAGAAGAGUAAACAUGGUGAAGAAGAUGUGGUUAGAUUGAUGAAAGAAAGAGAUGAACGUGAAAUCGAGAUUGGGGCACUCAAGCACGAGUUAGAGUUGGUUAAAAUGUCAUAUGAAAAGGAUUGCUCACAAUUGGAAAUUGAAGUGAAGGAAACUAGAGCAAAGUUGCAAGAGAAGAUAAUGGAUCUUGAAUCUCUUCUACAAGUUUCAAAUAAAAAAGUGAAUGAAUUGGAGGAAACCUUUGAACAUGAGAUUCAGAAAUUGAAAAACAGAGAGCUCCGCUACUCUUGCUUUUUGCAUUCCCAAUUUGAUGUUAUGAAGGUACUAAGGAUGGAUUUAGAUUCUGUAAAGAGAGAGCUUCUGAAGACGCAGAACUGCUACCCUCUUGAAUUUCAAUUUCUAGGCACAAAGCUCAAGGAACUUGUUGAUGCUGCAGAAAAUUACCACAUGGUUCUUGCAGAAAACCGAAAAUUAUACAAUAAGGUUCAGGAUUUGAAAGGAAAUAUUAGAGUGUAUUGCCGUAUAAGGCCAUUUCUUCCUGGCCAAAAUGAGAAGCAGACAACCAUUGAGUACAUUGGUGAGAAUGGGGAGCUUGUUGUCUUUAAUCCUCUCAAACCAGGAAAAGACAGCCGCCGACUGUUCAAAUUCAACAAGGUCUUUGCUCCAACAGCUAGUCAAGAGGAGGUAUUUAUAGACACUCAACCAUUAAUUCGAUCUGUUCUCGAUGGGUAUGAUGUAUGCAUUUUUGCCUAUGGCCAGACUGGUUCAGGCAAGACAUAUACUAUGACUGGACCUGAUAUGGCAUCAAAGGAGGACUGGGGUGUGAAUUAUCGAGCUUUGCAUGAUCUUUUCCAGAUUUCGCAGAACAGGAGAAGCUCCAUUAUGUAUGAGAUCGGUGUGCAGAUGGUUGAAAUAUAUAAUGAGCAAGUCCGAGAUUUGCUUACAUGUGAUGGCUCACAGAAAAGACUUGGGAUUUGGAGCACCACUCAACCUAAUGGCUUGGCUGUUCCAGAUGCGAGCAUGCACCCCGUUAGGUCAACUAAUGACGUGCUUGAGUUGAUGAAUGUUGGCUUCAUGAACAGAGCUGUAGGUGCCACAGCGUUAAAUGAAAGGAGUAGUAGAUCUCAUAGCAUUCUUACUGUCCAUGUUCGUGGCACGGAAUUGAAGAGCAAUUCUGUUUUACGUGGUUGUCUCCACUUAGUGGACCUUGCGGGAAGUGAAAGAGUUGACCGCUCUGAAGCAACUGGAGAUAGACUGAGGGAGGCCCAACAUAUUAACAGAUCACUGUCAGCUCUCGGAGAUGUAAUCUUUGCACUAGCUCAGAAGAACCCACAUGUGCCUUAUAGAAACAGUAAACUUACUCAGGUUCUCCAGAGUUCAUUAGGUGGGCAAGCAAAGACAUUAAUGUUUGUGCAGCUUAACCCUGAUGUGGAAUCUUACUCUGAAACUGCCAGCACUCUUAAAUUUGCUGAGAGGGUCUCGGGGGUAGAGUUGGGGGCAGCACGUAGUAGCAAAGAGGGAAAAGAUGUUAGAGAACUCAUGGAGCAGGUUGCAGCUCUGAAAGCUACAAUUGCAAAGAAAGACGAGGACAUUGAGCGAUUUCGUCUUGGCAAGGCUAAUGCCAACAGUGAGAAGCGUGGUGUGAACUCUCUGAAGCUUGGGGUUCCUUCUCCUGGGAGACGUUCCUCGAAGGCAACUCGACCGUUACGCAGCAGACCUACUUCUGAUCAAGAUUAUUGUUCAGAACAAAGUGAUAGACAUUCUGAAGCGGGUUCACAGCAUUCGGUUGAAGAACUGAAGCACCAGCAUGAGAUUCUGAGGCAUCCCGACCUUUCUGCAUCUGAUGCAGUUCAUAAUUUUAAUGAUGAUAUAGAUCUCUUGGGAUUCGGCGACGUGGAUUCUGAAGAGAGGUUAAGUGAUAUAUCUGAUAGCGGGCUUUCAAUGGGAACCGAAACUGAUGGUUCAAUUUGCAGUGUUGUGGAAUACACACUUUUCCCUGAAGUGGAAAAGCCAGUGCAAAACCUGGAGAAGUCAACUAUACCAAACAAACUUCCAAAACCUCCACAAAAACAACAGACGGGAUCUUCUCGGUCAUCACUUGGCAAGACAUCCUCUAAAGUUGUAUCAAGCUCUAAGAAACAAGCUUCAAGUAACUCUUCAUCAGCAAAUCCCAAAGUCAGGCCGUCUAAAAGGUGGGCAUAAAGCUGCAAUGAUUUUGCAACUGUUCUAGGGUGUAGACUGUAGCAUAACAUAGCUAUGUCAUAUCUUUCUCUCUGUCUGUUCUCUCUCCUCCCUCACCACAUUGUUAGCAUAGGUGACAGCGCGCUUGAUUUGGCAGAUUUGACAUAUUUAGUGUAGGCUUUAAUUGCUGAGUUUUAUAUAACAAUUUUAAGAAGCAGCUGAACUUACUUUAUGGCCUUGACGCAAAACACCUGGUGAUAUACGUGAAUCAUGUACAGCAAAUGGGUAUGAAAAUGCUUCCAGUUUGAGAUUCA
Beta vulgaris subsp. vulgaris (sugar beet) is the source of this 3928-nucleotide messenger RNA. RefSeq names its product kinesin-like protein KIN-14J. The record is from RefSeq and is a predicted model, not a curated record. NCBI's taxonomy places the organism in Eukaryota, Viridiplantae, Streptophyta, Magnoliopsida, Caryophyllales, Amaranthaceae. The transcript has 23 exons. The coding region runs from base 423 to 3635 and encodes 1070 amino acids. Gene Ontology annotation, biological process: microtubule-based movement. Gene Ontology annotation, molecular function: microtubule motor activity; ATP binding; microtubule binding.